Salvelinus fontinalis (brook trout) is the source of this 6662-nucleotide messenger RNA. RefSeq names its product myocyte-specific enhancer factor 2A-like. The transcript has 9 exons. The coding region runs from base 340 to 2211 and encodes 623 amino acids. NCBI's taxonomy places the organism in Eukaryota, Metazoa, Chordata, Actinopteri, Salmoniformes, Salmonidae. Gene Ontology annotation, molecular function: DNA-binding transcription factor activity, RNA polymerase II-specific; RNA polymerase II cis-regulatory region sequence-specific DNA binding; protein dimerization activity. The record is from RefSeq and is a predicted model, not a curated record. Gene Ontology annotation, biological process: positive regulation of transcription by RNA polymerase II.
AAUCGAGAGAAUACUGCUGUGAGGAUUUGGAAGACAAGAGAAGAAGAGCAGGACUUUUGGGAUAGGAAAGAAAGAGAAGAAGAACAGGACUUCUGGGAUAGGAAAGAAAGAGAAGAAGAACGGGACUUCUGGGAUAGGAAAGAAAGAGAAGAAGAACAGGACUUCUGGGAUAGGAAAGAAAGAGAAGAAGAACAGGACUUCUGGGAUAGGAAAGAAAGAGAAGAAGAACAGGACUUCUGGGAUAGGAAAGAAAGAGAAGAAGAACAGGACUUCUGUGAUAGGAAAGAAAGAGAAGAAGAACAGGACUUCUGGGAUAGGAAAGAAAGAGAAGGAGAGAAGAUGGGGAGGAAAAAGAUCCAGAUAGCACGGAUUAUGGAUGAACGUAACAGACAGGUGACAUUCACCAAGAGGAAGUUUGGCCUGAUGAAGAAGGCGUAUGAGCUGAGUGUUCUGUGUGACUGUGAGAUUGCCCUCAUCAUCUUCAACAGCACCAACAAGCUGCUCCAGUACGCCAGCACUGACAUGGACAAGGUCCUGCUCAAAUACACAGAGUACAACGAACCUCACGAGAGCAGGACUAACUCCGACAUUGUGGAAAUUCUGCGUAAGAAGGGUCUAAAUGGUUGUGACAGUCCCGACAUCGAGGCAGACGACUCUGCUGGUCAGAGCCCCGAGUCAGAGGACAAAUACCGCAAGAUCAAUGAAGACAUUGACCUCCUGAUCAGCAGACAGAGACUCUGUCAGGCUCCCCCCCCGCCUAACUACGACAUGGUUGGCUCCAUCCAGGGCCAAAACAACAGUGGACUACUACACUCUCACCCCGGGGUGGGGGGAUCCUUGUAUAACCACAAUCUUCUGCCCCUUUGCCACACACACCCUGGCCUGCAGAGGAACAGCAUAUCGCCUGGACCCCAACACACACACCCUGGCCUGCAGAGGAACAGCAUGUCGCCUGGACCCCAACACACACAUCCUGGCCUGCAGAGGAACAGCAUAUCGCCUGGACCCCAACACACACACCCUGGCCUGCAGAGGAACAGCAUGUCGCCUGGACCCCAACACACACACCCUGGCCUGCAGAGGAACAGCAUAUCGCCUGGACCCCAACACACACACCCUGGCCUGCAGAGGAACAGCAUAUCGCCUGGACCCCAACACACACACCCUGGCCUGCAGAGGAACAGCAUAUCGCCUGGACCCCAACACACACACCCUGGCCUGCAGAGGAACAGCAUAUCGCCUGGACCCCAACACACACACCCUGGCCUGCAGAGGAACAGCAUGUCGCCUGGACCCCAACACACACACCCUGGCCUGCAGAGGAACAGCAUAUCGCCUGGACCCCAACACACACACCAACCCCCCAGGGCUGGAAACUCAGGAGGGAUGAUGGGUUCAGAGCUGUCUAACACCGUCUCCACCACUGGUAGCGGUAACUAUGGUAACCAUCGUACCUCCCCGGGGCUGCUGUCUCCAGGAGGCAUGGCCAAGACUUCGCCCCCGAUGAACUCCAUGACCCUGAGUGGCAACCGCAAGCCGGACCUCCGCCCGCUGCUGCCCCCUGGCAACAAGAACAACAUGCCCUCCAUCUGUGAGGAUUUUGACAUGAUGCUGAACCAGAGAAUAAACCACUCCCAGUCUGCCCAGGCAUUGGCUACCCCCGUGGUCUCCAUAGCAACACCUUCUCUGCCCGGGCAGGGUAUGGUAGGGUAUCCCUCUGCCCUCUCCACCUCAUAUGACACAGAGUACUCUCUGGGUGACCUGUCAGGGUUUGGUAACAGAUCAGGAUCUCUCCACCUGGAAUCAGUAACAGGCUCAGGCUGGCAGCAACAACCGCUACAGAAUAUACAGCACUCAGCACUGGGACACAUGGGAAACAUUUGUCAGAACUCCAACCUUAACCUCCAGAAUGUCCAUCAGAACCUCUACAUCAAGUCAGAGCCCACCUCCCCGCCCAGAGAUCGAGGCAUCGGAUUUGUCAACGGAGGGAUGGGGGGUGUGUCUCAUGGCUACCCAACAAAUCAGGGCCCGGCAGAGGCAGGGCAGUCUCCUGGCGACAGCCUAUCCAGCUGUGGCAGCUCAUACGAUGGCAGUGAUCGCGAGGAUCACCGCGGAAACGACAACUUCCUGCUACACCCGAUGUCCAAUCAGGAAGAGCGCCACAGCCCGUCCCUCAAACGAAUGCGCCUAUCAAAAUGCUGGGCUACAUGAUAAGGCCUUCCUCUGAUUCACAGAGGGGGAGGGGCUUGUGUAGAGUUACGUUUAGUGUUAUUAUGACUAUUCUUAAGGCUGUGUCCAAAAUGGCACCCUUUUCCCUAUAUAGUGCUCUUGCCAAAAGUAGUGCACUUUAUAGGGAAUAGGGUGCGAUUUCAGAUUUGCCCUAUAUUCUUCUUGUGCAGAGUGAGAGUGUUCCACUAUAACAGGGACAUUAUUUACAGGAGUGUGGAGGGAAUAUAACAGUGACAGACUGGGUCUGAAAUGGAACCCUAUUGCCCACGUAGUGCACUAACUAUGGGGAAAUAGGAAGUGAUUUGAGACAACCAGUGAUAUUAUACAGGAGUGAGGGUGGAUAUGGUGUGGGGGAGUCAGUGUGGGAGGUCUGUUGCCUGUGUUGUGUAUUUGUGGGAGAGAGAGGGAAUCAGUAAAUGAAUAUGUACACUAUGUAAACUAACAAAGGUUGAAGAAGUCUGGUACUCUCUAUGGAUAAGAUACUGGUGAGUCACUAAUAUACUAGGAGACACAAGGACAGGCACUGUGAGUGGACACGUCAGUGUGUGUGUGUGUGUGUGUGUGUGUGUGUGUGUGUGCGUGUGCGUGAGCGUGCGUGCACGCUACCUAGGCUCUGAUGUCCCAAUCUGCAGCUGGCUGACUAGCAGACAGAGUGAGUGUUCACUACAACCCAUUCAUGUUGCCGGUUCAACAUAUUCAUGUGUAUAUAUAAAUGAAGAACAAGGGAGGAUUUGGCAGACAGAGAGAGAAAAUGAAAGGGAUAGAGAGAUAGACAGAGAAGGGAGGGAAAGACUGAUGGAGAAAGGAAGAGAACGAUAGAAGGAGAGGGUGAAAGCCAUUAUGCAACAGGUUGCACAAAGCUGGAACUAUAGAAUAAUAGUGAUCGAUCGAUCAAGAAGUCAUUCUAAUAUUCUAAUUAUACAGCUGGAACCCUGGACAACUAGAAUGUCUCACUUGAAAUGAAGGCGCCUAGGAAUUGUAGUUCAAUUCAGUCCGAAUACUUUUUAACAGCCAUAUGCUAACAAAUACUAUCUGAGUCAAAUACACUACAGUGCUACUCAUUCAGAUGGAGAGAGAAAGAGAGACUCUUUUACCAGCCAGAUAGACAAAGCCACAGGGAGGAGGUGCUGUGAGUUAAAACAGAACUCCCAAAGCCAUAUUAUUAUAAAAUGGGAAGUCAAAGCUUUGCUGCACAAACAAUUGGUUUCUCUUUAUAGUAUUUUGAAAAUGUACACUACCGGUCAAAAGUUUUAGAACACCUACUCAUUCAAGGGUUUUUCUUUAUUUUUACAAUUUUCUACAUUGUAGAAUAAUAGUGAAGACAUUAAAACUAUGAAAUAACACAUGGAGUCAUGUAGUAACCAAAAAAGUGUUAAACAAAUCAAAAUAGAUUUUAUAUUUGAGAUUCUUCAAAUAGCCACCUGUUGCCUUGAUGACAGCUUUGCACACUCUUGGAAUUCUCUCAACCAGCUUCAGGAGGUAGUCACCUGGAAUGCAUUUCAAUGAACAGAUGUGCCUUGGUAAAAGUUAAUUUGUGGAAUUUCGUUCUUAAUGUGUUUGAGCCAAUCAGUUGUGUUGUGACACGGUAAGGGGGGUAUACAGAAGAUAGCCCUAUUUGGUAAACGACCAAGUCCAUAUUAUGGCAAGAACAGCUCAAAUAAGCAAAGAGAAAUGACAGUCCAUCAUUACUUUAAGACAUGAAGAUCAGUCAAUACGGAACAUUUUAAUAACUUUGAAAGUUUCUUCAAGUGCAGUCGCAAAAACCAUCAAGCGCUAUGACGAAACUGGCUCUCAUAAGGACCGCCACAGGAAAGGAAGACCCAGAGUUACCUCUGCUGCAGAAGAUAAGUUCAUUAGAGUUACCAGACUCAAAAAUUGCAGCCCAAAUAAAUGCUUCACAGAGUUCAAGUAACAGACACAUCACUACAUCAACUGUUCAGGGUAGACUGCGUGAAUCAGGCCUCCAUGGUCGAAUUGUUUCAAAGAAACCACUACUAAAGGACACCAAAAAUAAGAAGAGACUUGCUUGGGCCAAGAAACACAAGCAACAGACAUUAGACCAGUGGAAAUCUGUCCUUUGGUCUGAAGUUCAAAUUGGAGAUUUUUGGUUCCAACCGCUGUGUCUUUGUGAGACGCAGUGUGGGUGAACGGAUGAUCUCCGCAUGUGUAUUUCCCACCGUAAAGCAUGGAGGAGGAGGUGUUAUGGUGUGGGGAUGCUUUGCUGGUGACACUGUCUGUGAUUUAUUUAGAAUUCAAGGCACACUUAACCAGCAUGGCUACCACAGCAUUCUGCAGUGAUACGCCAUCCCAUCUGGUUUGCGCUUAGUGGGACUAUUAUUUGUUUUUCAACAGGACAAUGACCCAACACACCCCCAGGCUGUGUAAGGGCUAUUUUACCAAGAAGGAGAGUGAUGGAGUACUGUAUCCGAUGACCUGGCCUCUACAAUCCCCCAACCUCAACCAAAUUGAGAUGGUUUGGAUGAGUAGGACCUCAGAGUGAAGGAAAAGCAGGUAACAAGUGCUCAGCAUAUGUGGAAACUCCUUCAAGACUGUUGGAAAAGCAUUCCAGGUGAAGCUGGUUGAGAGAAUGCCAAGAGUUUGCAAAGCUGUCAUCAAGGCGAAGGGUGGCUAUUUGAACAAUCUAAAAUCUUAAAAUAUAUUUUGAUUUGUUUAACACUGUUUUGGUUACCACAUGACUUUGGACUGGUAGUAUAUAUUUCUACCUAGUUCUAUCAAAUAAUUAACCCAAUAAUUAACCCACGUCUGUGAAAUUAAGGAUGUUCUUGAAAAUAUACUUAAAAUAAUGUGAACAUUGUUAAAAUAUAGAUAAAAGCUUGUUUUUGUCUUCGUAUUGGGGUUUAUUAUGUAGUUAUGUGCAGGUGCACAUAUUUUCUAUCGAUCUCAAACAUUCAGGAAAAUGUUUAGCUAAAGCCUGCCACUGAUGUUAGCCUAAUAGCACAUUCUUUAGGAAGGGUUGCUCCAAAACCCAGAUGAAGCCACUCCUUGAUUAAAAAGCAUUCUCAAUGUAAAAUCUCCAUUGGAAGUGUGUGUUAGUCCAGGAAUAGGCCUAAUCUGGGUCUGAGAGAUCUAAGACUGCAGAGUCAGCGUGUAUAGACAGAGCAGAAGCUGGACGGCUGCCUCUCCUCCCUAAAGACAGUUUCAUAUGAUGUCAGAUAUUAUUACUGAGAAGACAUAGUAAACCCACCUAGAAGCACAACGUCUGACUUUGAAAGUCACCUUUGUUCUAUGUUGCCAGGUUGCAAUGCAAUACAAUACUGAUUGAUGAUAUCAGUAGACUACAAGAGGGCAGAGCCCCACAAUAGGUUAUAGACUAACCAACAGCCUGAGGCUAUCCUACUCUAACCAACAGCCUGAUGCUAUCCUACUCUAACCAACAGCCUGAUGCUAUCCUACUCUAACCAACAGCCUGAGGCUAUCCUACUCUAACCAACAGCCUGAGGCUAUCCUACUCUAACCAACAGCCUGAGGCUAUCCUACUCUAACCAACAGCCUGAUGCUAUCCUACUCUAACCAACAGCCUGAUGCUAUCCUACUCUAACCAACAGCCUGAUGCUAUCCUACUCUAACCAACAGCCUGAUGCUAUCUUACUCUAACCAACAGCCUGAUGCUAUCCUACUCUAACCAACAGCCUGAUGCUAUCCUACUCUAACCAACAGCCUGAUGCUAUCCUACUCUAACCAACAGCCUGAGGCUAUCCUACUCUAACCAACAGCCUGAGGCUAUCCUACUCUAACCAACAGCCUGAGGCUAUCCUACUCUAACCAACAGCCUGAGGCUAUCCUACUCUAACCAACAGCCUGAUGCUAUCCUACCAACAGCCUGAGGCUAUCCUACUCUAACCAACAGCCUGAGGCUAUCCUACUCUAACCAACAGCCUGAGGCUAUCCUACUCUAACCAACAGCCUGAUGCUAUCCUAACUCAUCACAGCUACAGUAUUUUUUUCAUUCUAUUUUAUUUUUCUUCAUCAUCAAAAUUGUCUGUAAUGUAAAUAUCUGCAAUUUUCCUGUACCUCAGAUUUACCACACCCAUUAUCAUAGUUUGAAUGGGAUUCUGAGAAUGUUGUAUAAUUUGAUUACAUCAAAAUAGGUCUGCUCCAUGCAAUAUCCACUUCAAUCAUAUCAUGUUUUGUGUCAGUUUUAUCAACAGAAUAAGGACUUUUCGUCUCAAUAAUGUAAUACGGUAUCUGAGUGAAGGUCCCUGGAUGAUUUAUUUAUGUGGGUGCCGUGUUGGAUUGUGUUCUUUAAGUGAACUUUAUAACAUUAUUAACCACAGUAGGUAGUGCACUCAGAGAUUAGGGGUCAGUAGGCCGAAGGCAGCUAACGUAAAUAAACAUGUAUUUUCCCACACAGGCAAUGAAAUGAAAAGGUAUUUGUAUUUUGCAGAACAAUAUACAGGCUCUUUACUUUUAAA